GGCUGUGAUACCAUUAUUUAUAAAGCCCAGUUCUUAAAUAAAUCGCGUUGCAAGAAAACCCUUCCCGUUUCGUUUCGUUUCUGCUUCUCCUUGUAUUUGCCCAGAAAAUCAUCCAAAGCAUAGUAUUACACUUCCACGAAAAAUAUCCGGAUUUUCAAUUUCAAAUUACUUGGAAAGUUGGCAAAAUGCCUGCAGAAGAUUCGAAACAAGUGAAGAAAGAAGAAGUCGAAGACGACGAGGACGACCAGAGCUUAGCGUCCGCAUUCGCUAGCAGUAGGAAAAAAUCGCUCAACAACAGCAAUGCCGCCGCGAAACCCAGGAAAGAGCAGCAGAAGAAACUGAAAAAAGAGGAAGAUGAUGAAGAUUUCGAAGAGCCCACCUCCAACAAGCCUUCCAAAAAGAUCGAACCUAAGGGGCAGAAGAAGAAGAAGAAAGAAGAAGUGGUGCAGAAGGCGAAGAAGGGAAGCAAGAGUAACGAUGUUAAGAAGAGAGAGAAGAAAGUGUUCGAUUUGCCUGGUCAAAAGAGGGACGCUCCUGAGGAAAGAGACCCAUUGAGAAUUUUCUACGAGACGCUGUACAAGCAAGUGCCAACUAGUGAGAUGGCUGCAAUAUGGAUGAUGGAGUGCGGUUUGCUUCCAAAGGAGGAAGCAAAAAAGGUCUUCGAGAGAAAACAGAAGAAGGCACAACAGCAGAAGCUCAGUUCACCGAUGAAAACUGUUGUCACCGUCAAGAAGAAAGCUGAAGGUGUUACUGUCACCAAAAAAUCAUCGAGCACCCGAGUUUCGACCCAGAAGAAGACACCGGAAACAAACCCUAAGCAGCAAUCAAGGAAACGAAAGAGCAAGGAGGACUCUGAUGAAGACACGGAUGAUGAUUUUGUACUGAGUGCUGCUAAAAGGCCAAAGAAACAAAAAGUAUAGCAUCUUAUGCUACUAGGUGAGCCAAUUGUCCUUUUUUUUAUAACCUUUGUAGGAGUGAUGUAAUGAAUCUUCAUUCAUCUUCAACCUGAUGACUUGGAGCUUCAUCUUUUAAGGAAAGGGCUUCUUUGUUUGCUUGCUCA
This is a messenger RNA of Salvia miltiorrhiza (redroot sage), 1060 nucleotides long. RefSeq lists its product as uncharacterized. The transcript is spliced from 4 exons. Bases 186 to 920 code for a protein of 244 amino acids. The record is from RefSeq and is a predicted model, not a curated record. Lineage: Eukaryota; Viridiplantae; Streptophyta; Magnoliopsida; Lamiales; Lamiaceae.